AUGCGACAUUCAGAAAUGUCAAGACGAGAGAAAAUCUUAUUACUUCUUCAUGUAAUUGGUGUAGCUUGUGCAGCGAUUAUUGGCAUUGCCCUGCUGGUACAUUUCUCAAAAAGAAAUUCUCAUGAACAAGGCUCUUCACUACUCACACAUGGACCUUCAUCACGAGUUGAAAACCAAACAGAAACAGGGAAACUGUGCAUCGAUGAAAGUUGUCCAAGUAAUAAUAGUGACAACAUUAUCAACAUAAUCUGUGAUAAUUUUGAGAAAUACUCGUGUGGCAAGCUCUCUCAAAAUGAUCUGUAUAAUCGAUCAUUUAACGCGGAUGAUAUCAUCAUGAAAAUGUUACAAAGUACAGAAUAUGAAGAUGUACCGAGUGUUAAAGCAGCUCAAACUUUCUACAAAACUUGCACGAUCGCUUCCUCGAUGGGAAAACCGUUGAUAAAGAAGAAAAUCGGUGAACUGAUCAAAUUACUUUUCAACGGAUGGCUGAUGUCGUCAAAUGACACGGAGCAGUUGGAUGUCGAACAGAAUGUUCUUAGUAGUGAAAAGUUCAGUCUGACCGCUUUACUCUUACCAUCGUUAUUUCAAAGUGGAGGAACAGCUUUGUUUUCCUUAAAACUAGUUGAGGAUAUUACACAAAAUGGCUUUCCAAUUAUUGAAGUAAUAUUUCAAACAAUAGAUGUUUCUGAUUAUUUUCAUGCACUAUGA
Schistosoma rodhaini is the source of this 708-nucleotide messenger RNA. The record is from the annotation of a GenBank genome assembly. NCBI's taxonomy places the organism in Eukaryota, Metazoa, Platyhelminthes, Trematoda, Strigeidida, Schistosomatidae.